Striga hermonthica is the source of this 621-nucleotide messenger RNA. Lineage: Eukaryota; Viridiplantae; Streptophyta; Magnoliopsida; Lamiales; Orobanchaceae. The record is from the annotation of a GenBank genome assembly.
AUGGACAAUGUUGAUGAUGAAUAUAUAAACUACUGGGAAACCAAUAAGUUCCUACAGUCCGAGGAGCUCGACAGUUGCUACCUAGACGAGGCGGCCAUAUCUGCCGGGUAUUACGACUCGAGCUCGCCGGACGGGUUGCAGUCAAAGAACAUAGCCUCAGAAAGGAUGAGGAGAAAAAGGCUGAAUGAUAAGCUGUAUGCACUAAGAUCUGUGGUCCCAAACAUUACUAAGAUGGACAAGGCAUCAAUCAUUAGAGAUGCAAUUAGCUACAUACAAUUACUACACAAUGAGGAGAAAAAGAUUGAGGCUGAGAUAUGUGAGUUGGAAUCAGGAGGACAGGACAGUCAUUUUGCCACCAAUUAUUUAAGAGUUGUGAACAUGGGGGACAGGACAAUAGUGGUGAGCUUGACUUGUGGUAAAAGGGCAGAUACAAUGGUGAGGCUAUGUGAGAUGUUUGAAUCUUUGAACCUCAAUAUCAUUACUGCCAACAUCAACACUUUCUCUCAAAAGCUUUCAAACACUCUUCUCAUCAAGGGUGAUGAGGAGAAAGAUGUGUUGAGAUUAAAGAUAGAAAAUGCAAUAGCAUCUAUCAAUGGCCCAGACAGCCCUAUGAGCAUAUAA